AUGACUGUGGCUCCAGAGCCGUCUGACAGGGUCAUGCAGAUAGAAGAUACCCGGCUCCAUGAGUCAGAGCCCUCUUCUUCAUCUCAUACAGAUCCCAACAUUGAUUUGCUCAAUGAAAAGCCAGAGGCCUAUACUAAGGAACAAUCCAGCGGGAAGGUCGAGCUAAAGGAAGUCGACUGCUACGAUGAGUUGGGAUACUCCUUUCCCAACUGGAGGAAAUGGCUGAUCAUUUCGGUGAUCUUCCUCGUUCAGGUUUCCAUGAACUUUAACACGAGUCUGUACUCGAAUGCGCUCACCGGCAUAUCUGAAGAGUUCGGUGUCAGCAUGCAGGCUGCCCGUUGUGGUGCCAUGAUCUUCCUGGUUCUCUAUGCGUUUGGCUGCGAACUCUGGGCUCCCUGGAGUGAGGAAGUCGGACGCAAGCCGAUUCUGCAAGCGAGUUUGUUUCUCGUCAACAUCUGGCAGCUGCCAGUGGCGCUCGCUCCCAACUUCGCGACAAUCUUAGUCGGACGAGCUCUAGGUGGUCUGAGUUCCGCUGGUGGAUCGGUCACUCUGGGAAUGAUUGCCGAUCUGUGGGAAUCUGAUGACCAGCAGUACGCUGUCGCCUGUGUUGUCUUCUCCUCGGUGGCCGGCUCCGUCAUUGGCCCUGUGGUUGGAGGCUUCGUUGAAGAGUAUCUCCCUUGGCGGUGGAACAUCUGGAUACAGCUCAUCUUCGGAGGCUUUGUGCAAAUUGCGCAUUUGAUCAUUGUUCCCGAGACCCGUACCACCAUCAUGAUGGACAAGAUCGCCAAGAAGCGCAGAGAAAGCGGCAUUGACCCCGACGUCUAUGGACCCAACGAGCUUGUUCCGUUCAGAGAGCGGUUCUCCAUGCGGGAGGUCCUCGUCACCUGGAUCCGCCCCUUCAAGAUGUUCUUGACCGAACCAAUUGUCCUGACCUUGUCCUUGCUCAGUGGAUUCAGUGACGCCCUGAUCUUCAUGUUCAUCCAGUCUUUUGGCCUGGUCUACAAGCAAUGGGGCUUUGGCACUGUUGCCCUCGGCCUGUCCUUCCUCCCCAUUCUCGUGGGUUACUUCAUCGCUUGGUUCUCGUUCAUCCCCGCUAUCCGACGCAACACUGCCGAACGACGGGCGAAGCCCCAUGAUGAGCGCGCUCAAUACGAAUCCCGUCUCUGGUGGCUGCUUUACACCGCCCCCUGCCUGCCCAUUGGCUUGAUCGGCUUUGCUUGGACCAGCCUGGGUCCUCCCGUCCACUGGAUUGGCACUAUGGUCUUCUCUGCGAUUGUUGGGAUUGCCAACUACAGUAUCUACAUGGCCACCAUUGACUACAUGAUCUGUGCCUAUGGUCCUUACUCUGCUUCAGCAACUGGUGGAAACGGAUGGUCUCGGGAUUUCCUGGCUGGUGUCCUUACCCUCCCCGCCACGCCCUUCUUCCAGAACAUUGGUGGCAAGUAUCACCUGGAAUAUGCAUCCACCAUCCUGUUCGCCAUUUCGUUUGUGCUUGUUGCUGCGGUCUAUGCUAUCUACUAUUAUGGUCCAGUACUUCGCAAGCGCUCUCCCUUUGCUCAACAACUAUCCGAUGCUCGGCAAGAAGUCGAAGUGCAUGGUCGGCGUCUGUCUCGAAUCCCGUCUGGCUCCCGGGCGAACUCCCUGGCCCGAUCACGCCAGGAUCUCCGGAUUCGCCAGGCUACCGGAAGCCGCCAGGGUAGUUAUAUCGCAUCUCGCAAUACUUCCCGCGCCAACUCCCGGGUUAACUCACGCCGGAACAGUUUCGUCGAGCUUGCAAGCCCAUGA
Molecule: messenger RNA, 1785 nt
Organism: Aspergillus clavatus NRRL 1
Lineage: Eukaryota; Fungi; Ascomycota; Eurotiomycetes; Eurotiales; Aspergillaceae
Product: putative MFS multidrug transporter
Exons: 3
Coding region: 1-1785 (594 amino acids)
Biological process (GO): transmembrane transport
Molecular function (GO): transmembrane transporter activity
Source: RefSeq, a predicted model, not a curated record